CCCGGCGGGUGGAAGCCUCGUUGUUCCGGAAGCCGGUCGGUACCGGGGUCCGGGUGUUGGGAAAUGGCGGCCGGAGACUGCGAUGUGACGAUGGCCCCGGAGCCGAACGGAGCGGGAGAGGCCGAUCUGGAGAGAGAGGCUGAAUUAUUUAAAGAACAAGGCAAUGCAUUUUACGCAAAGAAGGACUACAACGAAGCAUUUAAUUACUACACAAAAGCAAUAGAUAUCUGUCCUAAAAAUGCCAGUUACUAUGGCAACCGAGCAGCAACUCUUAUGAUGAUUGGUAAGUUCCAGGAGGCUCUUGAAGAUGCACAGCAGGCUGUGAGGCUGGAUGACACUUUUGUGAGGGGUCACCUGCGAGAGGGAAAAUGCCAUCUAUCUUUAGGGAAUGCUAUGGCAGCUGGCCGAUGUUUCCAAAAAGUCCUGGAACUGGAACCCCAUAGCUCCCAGGCACUUAGCGAGCUGAAGAAUGCAGAAGCAGUGUUGGAGUACGAAAGAAUAGCUGAACUUGGCUAUGUCAAAAGAGAUUUCAGAAAGGUUGUAUACUAUAUGGAUCGUGCCCUCGAAUUUGCUCCUGCCUGUCACCGCUUCAAAAUCCUUAAAGCCGAAUGCUUAGCCCUUCUUGGCCGUUACCCUGAUGCACAAUCAGUAGCAAGUGACAUUCUGCGUAUGGAUUCAACUAAUGCUGAUGCCUUAUAUGUGAGGGGGCUUUGCCUUUACUAUGAGGACUGCAUUGAAAAGGCUGUCCAGUUCUUUGUCCAGGCUUUAAGAAUGGCACCUGAUCACGAAAAGGCACGACUUGCUUGUAGGAAUGCUAAAGCUUUACGAGCAAAGAAGGAAGAGGGGAACAGAGCUUUCAAAGAAGGGUCCUUUGACGAGGCAUUUGAACUUUAUUCAGAAGCUCUGAAAAUAGAUCCAAAUAACAUCAAAACUAAUGCUAAAUUGUACUGUAAUCGAGGGACAGUGGGCUCAAAGCUCAACAAGAUGCAACAAGCAAUAGAAGACUGCACGAAUGCAGUAAAACUUGAUGAUACAUAUAUCAAGGCUUACAUGAGGCGGGCACAGUGUUAUAUGGACACAGAACAAUAUGAGGACGCUGUAAGAGAUUAUGAGAAGAUUUACCAGACAGAAAAAACAAAAGAGCACAAACAGCUUCUUAAGAAUGCACAACUGGAAUUGAAGAAAAGCAAACGAAAAGAUUACUACAAAAUACUUGGCGUUGAUAAAAGUGCUUCAGAAGAUGAAAUUAAGAAAGCUUAUAGGAAGCGAGCACUGAUGCAUCAUCCAGAUCGACAUAGUAGUGCCAGUCCAGAGGUACAGAAAGAAGAAGAAAAGAAAUUUAAGGAAGUAGGAGAAGCGUUUAGUAUCCUGUCAGAUCCAAAAAAGAAAGCACGUUAUGAUAGUGGUCAAGAUUUGGAUGAUGAUGGCAUGAACUCUGGUGAUUUCGAUGCUAAUAAUAUUUUCAAGGCAUUUUUCGGUAGCCCUGGUGGCUUCAGUUUUGAAGCUUCUGGUCCUGGGAAUUUUUUCUUCCAAUUUGGCUAAUGCACAACCUUCUGUUCAAUGUCACUGGGUGUAACUCGAGCAAAAAUAAAAUAAAUACCCCUGUUUCCCUGUGUUUAAUCUAUUUAGAGGAAAAACUUUCAUGUUUCAGUUGAAUACUUCUUGUAUUCAUGUAAUUCUGUUUUUGUUGAAAAAGAAGCUGUCAUCACAUAAUGUGAAGCUGACCUUAAUGCUUUGUUUUUAUAAUCAUAUUAAUUAAAAAUAAAAAGGAUUACCUCAUUUUGAAGUAUGCAGUCCCUCACGCUAAUGAUCUUCAGUUGUGUAAAUAAAGGCAUUUGAGCUUUUAUGUAGAUGAGAGUAUUUCCUCGCAAUGCAGGAAAAUCCACAUUUUAUUCAAACAAAAACGGACCUUGCAUCUGAAGCUGUGGAUUUUUCUGUGCUACUGUUCAGCAGAAUUACCAGUUUUUAAAUGACUGGUGGAGUGGCUGUCUGCAUCAGCCUCUCUGCAUAGUCCAAUUUUCAUGUCCUUUCUAGUUAUCAACCUUGUUGGAGAAAGGAACAUUUGCUACUGACAGUUACAGGUGCUAGCAUAAACUCGCUGCUGAUAAGGACAGGGAAAAGAGAGACAAAAGCGAUGUGGUUAAAGGCAAGUUCUGUUGCAGCUCAGCUUUGGACUUGCAAAAACCUUGCCACUGAUUUAAACUCAGCAGUUUAGGAAUUCUCUGAACUAAUAUAAUUACAUUUCAUAAAGGUCUUCUGAAUAAAAUAUCUUCAGUUCUGAAAGCCUUGCAGUGCUCAGUUUCCACUUUGAGGAAGUAAUUUGUAUUUAUGAUGUAACUAUUCUACCUGCAUGUGCUUAGUGGAUGUCUUCACAUAGUGAGCUACAAGUGCAGAAGUAAAACUACCAUGAAAGGAAACAUGAAAUCCCUUAGUGUAGCUGAAUGUUAGGUAUCGCACCCCACAAACAUCAUGUUAAUUUGCCCAAAAUAAAUCACAUUGAUGUGAUUCAUCGCCAAGAUCUUCCAUGUGUUCCCAUCAGGCGUGCUUGGGAAUUUCCCAUCAUGCUCAUACCAUUGCCAGUUUGGGUGACUUGUACCUGAUGCUAAUCCGUUUCCAUUGUGGAAUUUGCAGUUUGAUAAUGUCCACAAACCUUUUGAGCCAAAGACACCAUUUCGUAAACAAUUAAGGAAAAGUCGUCGUAGUCUCGGCAAACCAGAGAGCUAUGCUCUCAUUAGAGAAAGAUGAACAACACUCCCCUCAAACGAGGGGAGUGGUCAAAUGAGAGUUCUUUGUGACAACCUCAAGCCAGUGCUGUUGGUGUCACUCUGCAUUGCAAACCAGUAUCCAGCUAGCUGAGCACUUCAUCUAGUAAACAGUUCCCAGUACCAGAGGAAUCUUAACUGGUUGUCAACAGACUGCAAUACAGGAGGCAGGUGGACUUUGAGGGGAGAGGCAAGUUGCCACAAGCUCUGCAGUUUCUAAUUGUUGCUUACAAAUUGGCCAAAGCUUUAGUCAUGUAUCUGAGGUAAAGAGAUUUAAUGAGAUGGGAUUAAAAGAGGACAUUACAUUUAAAAUUGUACAAUUCUAGUUAGAGCCCCAUUGUAUCUUUUCUGUUUUUAUGCCGUUCAUUGAGGCAUCUUCUGGUCUGUACUUGUAAUUUGGUGAUGUGGGAAUAGGAAGGAGGGAAAACUACUUCAGAGUAAAAUAUUUACCUCCACAUGUAUUGCACAGUCGACAGUUUUUAACAAUUAAACUAAUGUCCACAGGGAAAGUGGAGUUUACCUGUCUGGGAGUCAUAUUUAAUUCAGCCUUUUUUCGUUUAAAAUAAACACCAAAAAUAUUCACCAUUAUAGAAUAAGACACAAAAACGUGACCUCCUUGUGUUAAAAUCCUGAUCAUUGGGACUACAGAGUGGAGAAAUGGAAGGGAUGGCUGUACAUCGAAUCUCCCCACCAUCCAGUAACUCGUGUUCAGGAAGCAUCAAGUUCACAAACCUCACAUUUCUUUAGUGCUGUGCACGGGACUCGCUUCACCAGAUUUGGCUCUAUCACUUUUAUUCGGAAAGAAAUUAAACUUGUUGACUUUUAUUUUAGCAAAGUUUAGUGGCAUUCCAUUGCAAUUCACUCUUGUGGUUUGACUCCAUAAAAUGCAGGCAUUUCUGGAGAUGUGCCUUUUGUAAAAUUCAUAAAUUUAGACAUGGUGCAUCAAUAAAUUGCAUGUCCAUCCCACUUCAAAAUUCCUUUUACAUAAAAAUGAUGCCCUUCUCAUAAGUAUCAAAUGGUUUGAUUUGUUUCAGGCAUUAGGCUGGUUACUUUAAUUUGGUUAAAUUUGCGAGUGGAUAUGUGCCAUUUGGAUUUUCUGUAUUCACUAAAAAUGCUCUUAAAGCUGAUGAUGUUCUCUGCAGAACUGUGAUUUUCUUGCAGCAUUCUGUCAAAUGAAUGCCAGGCAUGACCGCGCAACCGAUCUUUUAUGAUUGGCCAGCAUAUUUGUGCAAAAUGUUAGUAGCUUUUGAUUUGGCUUUCGGGGGGAAAAACAGACUAGUAAGUCAUCUGUUCCACUUUUAAAUUUAGGGUGCUACUCACAUUUAUGUUUUCAAAAAAAAAGGUUAGGUCUGAAUAUUCAGAGAUGGAUUUUAAAAUGUUCUCAAUGGCAUUGAAGCAAAUAUUGAAUAUGUGCAUUUAAGACAUUGAAAAUAUUCUUGCCAGCUCCAGAAAGUAGGUCAGUUUAGCCUGUCAUUGCACUUUUAUGUUUAUUUUGGGUGUAAAUCUAGCUUUUUACAGAGGUUUCCUGCACUGCUUGUUUUGGGAAGAGAGGCAAUACCAUUUAAAAUAUAUAUUUUUUAACUUAACAAACCACAUCAUUGCAACUUGGUUAAAGCAACAUUGGGAGAGGAGAGGUGAAGAGGAAAGGGCAGAAAAGAUUCCUGGACAGCAUUAGCUCCUGUUGUGGUACUAAUGAAUAACUUAAUAAAAGAAAAUACAUGAGUAAACGAUGUUUCUUAAUUGACAUUUGUAGCAUUUUUUUUAGUUAAAGAUACGGAUUGCUUUUGAAUAUUCUUAAAGAUGUACUCAUUUUCUUCCUCGAGAGGCACUAAAAGGUGUUUCAAGCCCCACCUGGAAACCAAAGAAUUUUUCUUCACAGAAUGUUUGUGGAAACAGUUCAGUAGAAAAUGCUUCAGAGAUAACGUAAUUUUUCUUUACAUGUUUAAGAAUCCCUGAGUUGGCAGGGUUUCAAGUCUAAGAAAUAGACAAGGGCAAAGUGGAAUUCAUAAGCCCCUUGAUCCGAUGUUUUGAAGCUUUAUUUGUUGACCUGUCCAAUAAACAAAGUACAUUUUAAUGUAAGGUUAAAACAUGAAGAAUUCUGCCCCACUCCCCUCAGUUUUUGUUAGCCAUCCCUCCCCAUCCUAAACAAGUCAGGCCACAAUGAGUGAUUCAUCUAAGGAUACAGCUCCACAGAUGUUAGUGCCAUUUUAAUACUUCAUCCAACUGACUGUUAAUGCCAUGUUCCAUCCUAAUCUUCUACCCAAUGUUCACCUAUGUGCAUUCCCAAUAGGGACCGUUGGAAUGAUGAGUGUCAUUCCGGGCCUUUUUUUUGCCAUCUUCCAUUUUUCUGGGAUGCUGAAGGCAGUGUUAGUUUGUAAGCAGCGAAUUCAGUAAAGACUGCAUGUAGGGACCUCUGGUCUGUUUAGUUCCUUGCAACACUGUAAAAGAUUUUUAAAAAUUAAAGGAUAUAACUUGAGAUUCUACCGAGGAGUCUACAAAUAAAUAUAAAGCAAUGUCUAGAGGUUUGAUCUGUUUUCCUACAUUCCUUCAGGGAAUUGGGGGGGUACUUUUAAUUAAUACUCCAAAUAACAGAAGGACGUGUGUACGGGAAACUGAGUUGAAACGAAGUGCCGAAAUUCUCAAAGGAAAAACGUGAGAUUGGCAUAUGUCAGGUGGAGGUGCCUCAGAAUUGUUAAAAUAAUCUAACACCCAAAAUAUUAGCCAGGUUUGUCAGAUGUGUAUUUGCAAACCAGUUGCAUUGCCUGAUUGAAAAUCAUUUGCAGCUUUGUUUUACUGAAAGGCCAAUUGUUAUUGUGGGUGGGUGGGUGGGGGGAAUGUAAUGGAGACAUUUAUACUGCGCAUUAUGCUCAAUUUACAAACUGCAGUCUAAUUGCUGUUUGCCACUGACUAUUUUUAGUUUUGUGCCUGCUUUCACACUGAAAAUUGCCAAAUACAGAUUGUCAGAUUGCUGUUUGUUUAACAGAAGGGAAAUUGCUCCCUUCUUCUUUUUCCCCAAAAAAAAGCAAAGAAAAAAAAUCAGGUUGUUGUCAUGAAUGCAUUAUUCUGUAGAUUUUUUUUCCACACGUUUGUAUGAAAUCUUUGGGGAACCGGCCUAGAGAUGUUGCUGAGAGUGUUAAACCAGAUAUAACAUUAAGUGUUAAGGACCAGAAUAGUGACACCUACAUAGUCCUGGGAAUUUUGGCUUCCAGUACUGUGGUUCCACAACUCCUCCCACUGAUGUUUUUGCACAAUAUUAUCACUCCUGGAUAUCCAAGAAUUUUCCGAAUUUAAUUCUAAGUAGCUAUUUUGUGCUUCUGGUAUUUGGGUAGUAGACUCAUGAAGGGUUUUAAAUAUGUUUCCUAUUUUGUGUAAUGUAGUUCUCUCGUAAACCUUGUGAUGUACAUUAAGCUGCACAUACUUUGUUCUGUUUGUAUGAUUUUUCAAUGUUUUACUGCUGUACAAAAUGUACACUCUGUACAGUAUUCAUGUACAAAGUGAAUGUUAAAUAAAGAUAAAGAAAUGGCA
Stegostoma tigrinum is the source of this 6287-nucleotide messenger RNA. It is a transcript of the gene dnajc7, whose product is annotated as DnaJ (Hsp40) homolog, subfamily C, member 7. The transcript has 14 exons. The coding region runs from base 64 to 1542 and encodes 492 amino acids. Gene Ontology annotation, molecular function: protein binding. Lineage: Eukaryota; Metazoa; Chordata; Chondrichthyes; Orectolobiformes; Stegostomatidae. The record is from RefSeq and is a predicted model, not a curated record.